Tetrahymena thermophila SB210 is the source of this 2451-nucleotide messenger RNA. RefSeq lists its product as hypothetical. The record is from RefSeq and is a predicted model, not a curated record. The transcript has a single exon. NCBI's taxonomy places the organism in Eukaryota, Ciliophora, Oligohymenophorea, Hymenostomatida, Tetrahymenidae.
AUGACAUCUAAUGCUAAUAAUUUGAAAUUAGAUUUUAAUAAAAUUUCGAGUAUCCAUUUCUUUAAAUCUGAAGAGUAGAGUCCUCUUGAAACUCCUACUGACAGUGAUAAGGACUAAUAAGAAGAAUAGCUCUCUCCAAUAAAAAAAAAAGCCUUGAUGUUUUAUUCUAGGCUUGGAAAAUCAAUAGAUUUCGCUAAUUCACCAAAAGAUGUGAAACAAACAUAAAAGACAUAGCUCUUACAGAAAAUCGAUAUUGUAAAUACAUAUAAAGUUAAAUAGUUAUAGAAUGGAAUUCAAAAAGAGAAUAAAUAUGAAGCAGUAACAGGUUCUAAUAACUAAUUUAAGUUAAAUUUUGGAUAUAACUCUGUUCUACCUCAUAAAAAUUAAAUUGAAAAUGAUUCUUUUACUUAAUCUUUGCAGCUUGAUUUCCGUAAGCCUAAUUUACAACAAUAAAUACAAUAACCUGCUAUUCACUCAAAUACUAACAGUGCUAGUACACUAUCUUCAUCAAUAAAACUCUGUAAUGAUUAAGAAACUAGUAACAAGAAUUAGUUUUAGUCUUGCAUUAGAAAUGGCAAAAAGCACUCUUCGUUGAAAUUCUAGCACUCAAUCACAGUAAAUUAAUAAUAGAUUUAAUAAGAAAAGUCUGAAAAAGAUAGAAUAAAUUUAGAAAAUUAAUAAAAACUUUUAGUAAUUAACACUAAAAAGCCAAAUUUUAAUAUUGAUACAGAUUAAUAAUUGAAUAAUGGUUUAAGUAUAUUCCAAAAUGAGUUUAUAUAAAAGGUAGCUUCUCUAUCUUCUAUUUAAAGUCCUAAUGCUAGCUAAAGAAAUUCAUUCUCAACUUUAUUGUCUCAUAAUAACUAAAAAUCAUUACUAUAACAUCAAGAACCCUUUACUUUUUAAGAUCACUUAAAUUAGGUUUAGAAAAAGAAAUAUUAAUAGGAUAAAAAUAAUUAUUCAACAAGUAAAAACAGAUUAAAAUAAGAAAAUAUAAAUUCAGAGUAAACUCCUAAUUAUCAAUCUUAAAAAAACACAGCAGAUUCUAAAAAUUAGACCUUAUUUUUUUAAAAGAGUCACCAAUAAACUUAAUACAAAAAUAACUAAAAUCCUGAUAAUAGUAAUAUAGUUAACUAUUUUAUAUCUCAAGUCUAAUCAUCUAUUUCAGUAUUACACUAAAAUAAUAAAUAAUUAAUAAAUGAUAAAUAACUUUAUUCUUCCAGUAACACUGAAGUUGAUUAAAAGAUGUUUAAAUAACACUCUGAAUCAGAAUAAAUUAUCAAAAAUUCAUCCUAAAUUUAAAGUGCUUCUCUAUUAGAUAAAUCUGAUAAAACUAUAUCAUCACCAAAAUCUGCUAUAGACAACCCUAUCAGACCAAAUAACAUGCCUUAUGAAAGAAGAAUUAAAUUAUUUUAAUUAAAUAAUUAGUUUUAUCCAUAAAAAAUUAGUAAAUAAGGCAGUAGUCUAUCUCCUUCUCGUUAAAAAACUAAUGUCAUUUAGUAUAAAAUAAGUGAUAAUCUAUCUCCAAAAAAUAUUAAUAAAUAAACGAAAAAUGUUUUAUACUCUAAAUUAAAUUCUGUCAAUAAUAAAGAAAGCUAAUAUUAUUAAUCCGAAAAUGAAGAAACUAUUUAACAAAUAUAUCCAGAAUCUUAAUAAAAUAUAAAAUCGUUUUCUUAGUUUUCUUAAUUUGAGAAUUUAAGUUAAAAAAUAAAAAACUCUUCAUUAACAACAAUAUAAAAUAUUAUAAAAAAGGAGGUCAAUAAAAUGUCUGAUUUUACACAAUUUACUAUAGAUAAUUUUACUAAAAAUCAAUAAAAUAUCUCAUUUUUGAACUAAAAUGAGUUACAGAACAACUAAAUAUAUAAAAAUGAUAGUAUUUAUCAAAACAGCAACCAUUUUCUUUAAAAAUAAAAUAAUCUUACUUAAAAAAUAGUAAUUGUUGAUUAAAAAGAAAAAGACUGCUCGCCAAAUAAUGCAAAUAUAAUGAUUUAAUUAGCUCAAAUAAAUAAGAAAUCUUCCAACAAUUAAAUUUAACUGUUUGAAGAUAUUGAAAGCUCUCCUUCAAGAAAAUUGAAUUCAAUUCAUUAGUAGAAUAUUGAAUAAAGAUACCGUGUUCGGGAUUAAUAUUAAUAAAGGAGUUUAUCAUAAAUAUGCCCUAUCAACAGUAGACUAUCCUUUACUAAUGCAAACGCUUCAUAAAGUAAUACACCUUAACAAAAGCUUGCUGAAGGGAAUACAGAAAAUACCUUUAGUGAUUUUAUUUUUUAAAACUCAAGUUAGAAAAGCUCCACUCUCUAACUAUGUAAUAGUAGCAUAACUCCAAAAAAUUAAGAUCCUGAAAAAAAUAGAAAAAUUCUCAAAUGUCUAUUCCUAAAAAACCCUCAAGAAAGCCCUUUUAAACUAAUAUAAAAACAAAGAAAAAUAAAAAGCAAUAAUAACUAACUUUAAAAUUGA